AUGUUGCGCUUCGAUGUCCUUCUUUAUGUGGAAAACGUGUCAGUGCCUAAAAAGAUGCGCGGACGCACGCCGCGCUGGCUGUGGGUGGGGGCGGGUAGUGGUGCGUUACUUGCGCUUGCGGCGCUAUCCGCUGCACUCGCCUGGACCAGCAUAUUCGAUUCAGCACUUGCUAAUCAACUGGCGCUGACUCCAAACUCCAGGUCGUUCAGGACUUGGGUGGCACCGUCAGUACCACUAUACUUCGAUAUUUACUUCUUCAACUGGACCAAUUCUGAGAAGUUUCCAGAAGAGAAACCGAAUUUAGUGCAGCUAGGUCCCUACCGGUUUCUGGAGAAGAGGAAACACGUGAACGUGACGUGGCAUGACAACAACGGUACGGUGGCGUACCGGACACAGAGGAGCUGGUACUUUGACGAGUCCUCCUCCAAUGGCACUCUUCAGGACAACAUCACCACACUCAAUGGUAUCGCUGCUUCAGCAGUUUACCGGUCCAGAUUCUGGGGUUUCCUCCAACAGAAGGGUCUGGCAAUGGGCCUGGCGAUGUUCAACCAGAAGAUAGCUGUCUCCAAGCUGGCCAGAGAGCUGCUGUUCGAAGGUUAUGAUGACCAGCUCCUGAAUCUCGCCAAAAGUCUACCUUCGAGUACCACUGGAGGAGCCCCGCCCGUGGACAAGUUUGGAUGGUUUUAUGAGAGGAACAACUCCUUGGAUACCGACGGCUACAUGGAAGUCACGACAGGGAGGGCAGCGGGUACUAUCCCCGGGCAAAUCAUGAGGUGGAACUAUGAAGACCACAUCCCGUAUUACGAAGGAGAGUGUGCUCAACUGGCUGGUAGUGCUGGAGAGUUCAUGCCUCGCAACCUGACGGAAGAAUCCCUGCUGCCGAUGUUCGUGCCAGAUCUCUGCCGGACCGUGUACAUGGAGUAUGUAGACACUGGCGAACAGGACGGCUUGACCUUUAACAAGUAUGCGUUAACGCAAAGGAGUUUUGAUAACUCGUCAAGCUCUCCAUCAAACACAUGUUUUUGCAAUGGAGAGUGUGCUUGGAGCGGAGUGAUGAACGUGUCAGCCUGUAGGUUCGGGUCCCCGGCCUUCAUGACCCUCCCUCACUUCUUACACGGGGAUCCUCAGCUCAGGGAGCUGGUGACCGGCAUGCAGCCAGAUCCUGAUGCCCAUUCCUUUUACUUUGCUGUUGAACCUAAACUGGGAGUCCCGUUGGAUGUAGCUGCGAGAUUCCAGCUCAAUUUAUAUUUAGAACCCAGUGAGAAUAUCGGACUUUAUGAAGACGUACCCAGGAUGCUAUUUCCAAUAUUCUGGGUAGAACAACGAGUGAAGGUGGAAGACGACGUGAUAGCAGAGCUGCGGCUAGUGCGCGCCAUCUUUGAUUGGGGCGGCACCGUUUGCGCGUGCGCUGCGCUCGUCUUCGCAAUCCUCGUCACCAUGGCAACGUGUUGGGCUAGAAAACCACACACAAUAAAAAAGGAAUCUUUAUUUGAAAAGCCCAAAGACGAGGCCGAAUUAAAGCUCAAUCCUAUAUGA
Molecule: messenger RNA, 1536 nt
Organism: Spodoptera littoralis (African cotton leafworm)
Lineage: Eukaryota; Metazoa; Arthropoda; Insecta; Lepidoptera; Noctuidae
Source: the annotation of a GenBank genome assembly